CACGUGACUCGCGGUGGGGCUGCCGGGGGUGCGGCCGAGCCUGGGACCCCCCAAAACCUUCUACCCUCCCCCGCCGAGGAUUUGGGGCCCCCCCGAACCCCCAUAAUCAUGGAGGAGGUGGAUAAGAUCCUGAUCCACAGCCUGCGGCAGGCGGGGACGCCGGUGCCCCCCGAAAUUCAGAGCGUUGGGGAUUUCUCGGCCGAGUUGGUGGUCGAGGCCGCCGUGCGCUGUAUCCGUUGGGUGCGCCCCGAUUUGGGGGCCCCCCUCAAUCCCGUCCUGCCCCCCGCUAUCUCCGCCCGCUUCCGCCUCGCCUCCGACCUCGCCGCCGCCUGCCAGGAAUUGGGGUUCAGGGGGGACGUGGGGUACCAGACGUUCCUGUACAGCUCCGAGCGCGACACUCGCCGCCUCCUCCUCUUCCUCGCCGAGAAGCUGCCCCGCGACGAGGCCGAAAGGGGGGCUCAGCCCCCCGGCAAACCCGGAGCUCUGCUCAGCGCCAUCGGCUCUCGCAUCCGAGAACUUUUGGGGACCCCCUGGGUGCCCCCCCAGUGCCGCCCCCCCCGACUUCAACGCCUUCAGGGCAACGGAUAUCUCUAUCCGUUCGUUUCCUGCCCUUUGGUGCUGCCCCAAAGUGGGGGACCCCCAGAACUCCAGUCUUAUUUUGGGGGUUCCGCCCCCCCAGUCCCAGCGCAGACCCCCAAAACCGGAGGGGUCGCCCCGGCUUUCUUGGAGACGCACGCGGCUCAACUCAGCGUCCGCCCGACGGAAUUUGGGGGGUCCGGCUCUGCCCCCCGACUCACCCCCUCCAGGUACUUAAGGGGGAUCCAUAGCGUCUGCGGACUCGGCUUCUGGAACCCCUUCGGCAGCUCUGCGCCCCCCCCCUUGCCCAGGGGCCCCCCCAAAGUGCCCCCCUCGAUCCUGUGUGGCUCCGAGAGGCUUUUGGGGGGGCCCGGGCCGAGAAAUGGGGGGGCUCUGCCCAAAGGAUCGCGAUUCACCCGCACCCAACACCUCACCCGACAGCCGGCCCCCCAAGUGCUGCAGCUCCAGGUGGCGGCUGAGCCCCACCCCCCCCCGGGGGCCUCCGAGGAGGACGCGGCGGCGCUGCGGGCGCGGGAGGUGGCGGCGCUGGAGGAGGCGUUGGCGGCGCUGGAGGCCGAGAUCGGCGCGUGCCGGGCGGGAUUGCGGGACGCGCAGCUCGGCCUCGCCCAGGCGGAGGCGGAGGCGCAGGAGGGCCGUCGGGCGCUGGGGGGGCGCGAGGAGGCGCUGCGGCUGAGGACGACGGCGCUGGAGCUGCUGCCCGAGGCCCCCCAGAACCUCCACAAACUGCAGCUGGUGGUGGAGGCGAGCAGCCGGCGGCUCCUCAGCCUGGCUGGGCAGUGGGAGCGCCACCGACAGCCCCUCCUCGACGAGUUCCGACACCUCCGAGCUCUGCGCGACUCCGCUCAGUUGGAAUCCUCUCGACGCCUCUCGGAGCUCCUCGAUCUCCACGAGCGAAGUCGCGCCGCCGCCAACGACGCUCGACGCAAAGAGGACCUUUAUCGGCAGCUGGUGGCGGAAUUGGAGGCGCUGCCCCGAGACGCCUCUCGAGCCGUUUACACUCAGCGCAUCCACGAGAUCGUGGGGAACAUCCGCAAACAGAAGGAGGAGAUCGGAAAGAUCCUGGUGGACACUCGAGCGCUGCAGAAGGAGAUCAACGCUUUGGGGGGGAAACUCGAGCGGACGUUCAGCGUCACCGAUGAGCUCCUCUUCAAGGACGCCAAACGAGACGAAUCGGUGCGCAAAGCCUACAAACACCUCGCGGCGCUGCACGAGAAUUGCGCCCAAUUAAUCCAAACGAUCGAAGACACCGGAACCAUUCAGAGGGAGAUCCGAGACCUGGAGGAGCAGGUGGGCUAAUUAGUUAAUUAGUGGGGUGAUUAAUUAACUAAUGAGGUGGUCCAUUAAUGAAGGGGGUGAUUAAUUGAUGGGGCGAUUAAUAGGGAUG
Cuculus canorus (common cuckoo) is the source of this 1981-nucleotide messenger RNA. It is a transcript of the gene CCDC22, whose product is annotated as coiled-coil domain containing 22. The record is from RefSeq and is a predicted model, not a curated record. The transcript is spliced from 17 exons. Gene Ontology annotation, molecular function: cullin family protein binding. Lineage: Eukaryota; Metazoa; Chordata; Aves; Cuculiformes; Cuculidae. Gene Ontology annotation, biological process: positive regulation of ubiquitin-dependent protein catabolic process. Bases 109 to 1893 code for a protein of 594 amino acids.